UCCUUUCUCCUGCCGCUGCGGGUCUCCCUGUCAGCUGACUUUCAGGAAAUGGACCCAUUGGAUCCGAUCUCGCCUUCUAAAAGGCCGGCGGGCCGGCGGGAGUUGUCAGUCGGGGUCGUCGGCAAGGGCUGGACAGCCCCUUGUGCCCGGGAGUAGUCGCCCCCGAAGCCCCUGCCGCACCCAGGCUGUUGUUGCAGCGAGAGUUUCUGAAGCGGAGGGGACGCCGCAAAGGGCGAGAGCAUCCAAAAUGUCCCAGGAGGAGAGGCAGAAUCUCCUUAGCUUCGCCUCCUAUAUAGAGAAGACGCUGAAUCCGAACUACAUCUUGAGCUACAUGAAGGGCUGGCUCGCUGAUGAGGAUGUGGAGAAAAUUCGGGUGGAAGGAGAGAAAGGUCCAACUGCUGCUGCCAAGCUUUUCCUUCAAAUCUUUGUGAACCUCACAGAAGAUGGAUGGUUCCUUGAAUUCCUGGCAGCUUUGAAGGAAGCAGGUUACAUUGGCCUCCAUGAGGCAAUUUGCUCCUGGGAUUUCCAGAUGAUUGAAAAGCUGGAGGAGCCUAGACAGCUGCUGAAAAGGAUAGAGCCCUCUUUGCGAGAAAUUGAUCCAGAACAACUACGUCCAGACUUAAAUGACUGUAUUCUGGACCAGGAGUGGGAAGAGAUUAUACAGGUUAAACGUAACAAGGGCAAAGGAGCAAGUGCAAUAAAAUUAGUGGAAUGCCUGUAUCGGUCAGACAAGGUUCACUGGCCCAAAACCUUCCAGCUAGCACUGGAGCAAGGAACAUACGAUGUUGCCACAGUCUGGAAUUUGACAGAUGGUGAUCAAGGUGAUGGAACAGAUGUUGAAAUGACAGGUGACGAUGAGGACAGCUGUGCCGUUGAUAUAAAUUUUCAAUAUACUGAAGAUGCACAGGCUGCCAAUUAUAGCGAGAAUAGCUGCUCCUCUUUGUGUUCUCCUGCAGAACCCUGUCCGCGGUCCACCUAUUUUCCAAAGGAGGCGAGAAGCUAUCAAAACGAACUUGCCCAGCCUGCUCUCAAUGGCAAAAACACCAUCAUUUGUGCCCCUACUGGAUCUGGGAAGACUUUUGUAUCUCUUAUAAUAUGUGACCAUCACCUCCGCAACAGGCCUGCUGGGGAGAAAGGGAAGGUUAUCUUCCUUGCCACUAAAGUCCCAGUGUAUGAACAACAGAAGAAAGUUUUCCAGGAGCAUUUUGAAAGGACUGGCUUUACUGUUGCAGGCAUAUGUGGGGAAACAGCUGCCGAGACCCCUGUAGCCAUGGUUAUUGAGGAAAAUGAUAUCACAGUCAUGACACCUCAGAUUCUACUCAACUGUCUCAAUGAUAGAACGCUGCCUUCCCUUUCGAUGUUCACGCUGAUUAUUUUUGAUGAGUGCCACAACACAACUGGGAACCAUCCUUACAAUGUAUUAAUGUCCAAAUACUUGGAUCUUAAAUUUGAGCAGGCUGCAACACCUCUUCCCCAGAUUGUAGGUUUGACAGCCUCCCUCGGAGUGGGAAGUGCCAAAAAUCUUGAGGACACCAUAGAACACAUCUGUACAGUUUGUGCCUCACUCAGUGCCCAGGUCAUAUCAACCGUCAAAGAGAACAUAAAAGACUUGGAGGAAGUUGUCUACAAGCCCCAAAAAUCAAUUAAGCUUAUUGGGAAACGUCCUGAAAGUAAUUUUGUGGACAUUAUUUCACACAUGAUGUCUGAAACUGAAAAACUGGCAAGAAAAGUUUACCCUAUAGAUACUUUGUCCCACAUUAAGAACAGAGGUUUUGGAACACAGAAAUACGAACAAUGGAUUGUUGAUGUACAGAAGAGAUGCUCAGUGUUACAGCUGCCAGAUAAGGAGGAAGAAAGCAGGAUUUGCAGGGCUCUUUUUAUUUACACGGAGCACCUCCGGAAAUACAACGAAACCCUCAUCAUUAAUGAAGAUGCACGUACUCAGGAUGCACUGGCUUAUUUGAAAGAUUUUUUUGAGAAUAUCAGGAACGUAGGGUUUGAUGACAUAGAAGAGAAGCUGGCUUCAAACUUUGAAGAUAAACUGCCAGAGAUGAAUGCAAUUUCUCAAGACGAAUCCAACGACAAUCCCAAACUGGAAGAGAUCACUUUCAUCUUGGAGGAAGAAUAUCGUCUCAAACCCCAAACUCGUUCCAUUCUCUUUGUUAAGACAAGAGCAUUGGCAGCAGCCUUAAAGAACUGGAUAGAGGAAAGCCCUCAGCUCAGGCACCUAAAGCCAGAUGUCCUGAUGGGACGUGGGAAAAGAAAUCAGAACACAGGUAUGACUCUUCCAAAUCAAAAAGGCGUCCUGGAUUCCUUCAGAAGUAAUGGGGACAGCAAGAUGCUCAUAGCUACAUCGGUGGCUGAUGAAGGGAUUGAUAUUGCCCAAUGCAACCUUGUCCUCUUGUAUGAAUACACAGGCAAUGUCAUCAAAAUGAUACAAGUCAGAGGCCGUGGCAGGGCAAAAGACAGCAAGUGCAUCCUUGUGACCAGCAAAAGCGAACGGGCUGAGACGGAGAAAAACAACAUGUUGAAGGAGAAGAUGAUGAACAAAGCCAUUGGGAACCUGCAGAAGUGGGAUGAAGCCACGUUAGCACAGAAGAUAAAUGACUUGCAAAUGAAACAAAAGCAGAAGCAAGAUUCCAAGAAAAAAGAAUCCCCACAAAAGCCAAAGGCAGGCAGUCAAAAGCUGCUGUGCAGAAAAUGCAAAAGGCUUGCCUGUGUCUCAGAGGACAUCAGGGUAAUCGAGGGAUCCCACCACACAGUCAUUGAUAAGAACUUCAGGCAAUGCUAUAUUACAAGGCCUCAUGCGAAUACAAAGGGCUAUGGCAACUUUGAGAAACGAUGCAAGCUAUACUGCAGGGAAUGCCAACAUGACUGGGGCAUUACAGUGAAAUACAUGACCUUAGAUGAUCUACCCAUCAUCAAAGUGGAGAGUUUUAUUGUGGAAGACAUUGUCUCUGGGAGGCAGCGUCAUUUUCGAAAGUGGAAAGAGGUCGAUUUUGCAAUGAAAGCAUUUGCCAUUGAAGAAAUGUCCGGUUGAAAUACAGAACUGGCUUGCUGGUUGUAUCUGUGUUUAAUGUUAUGAAAUGUAGACAUAGCUUUUUUUUUGGAUAACAUAAGAAAUGAAUUUUAUUGUCAUAACAUUAAACUAUGUACUUCUGAAGUUGGUUCUAAACUUGAUUCAAUGACUGCACACCCAAUUUAAUCAGCUACUCUGUGACGUCACCACACGAUCAAAAAUGCUACUGCGCUGGUGGCAGUGUGAGAAAA
Molecule: messenger RNA, 3270 nt
Organism: Gekko japonicus
Lineage: Eukaryota; Metazoa; Chordata; Lepidosauria; Squamata; Gekkonidae
Gene: RIGI
Product: DEXD/H-box helicase 58
Exons: 18
Coding region: 248-3040 (930 amino acids)
Cellular component (GO): cytoplasm
Molecular function (GO): double-stranded RNA binding; single-stranded RNA binding; ATP binding
Source: RefSeq, a predicted model, not a curated record